This is a messenger RNA of Colletotrichum lupini, 1074 nucleotides long. RefSeq lists its product as uncharacterized. NCBI's taxonomy places the organism in Eukaryota, Fungi, Ascomycota, Sordariomycetes, Glomerellales, Glomerellaceae. The record is from RefSeq and is a predicted model, not a curated record. The coding region runs from base 1 to 1074 and encodes 357 amino acids. The transcript has 7 exons.
AUGGUCUUCCUCUCAUUUCAACCCUUGAUAACCGGGCAUAUCCCGACAAUUGCCCUCCUCUCCAGCGCCUGGAGCCCAGCAUGCUCCCCAUGGCUGUCAGGACUAGAGACUUGCGAGGCCCAGGAGUCACGAGACCAACUUUGCCCUGCUCCGAGUCCGGGGUCGAAAGAUUGUGUCGCUCUCGGAGCAGUCGAUGACCCGGCGGCCGGAAGGAUAGGGACAGGUUGGAAGACGGCGGGCGGCAUCAAUCACGACGGCAGUCGAUCCAUUCCCAAAGUAUUCACGCAUUAUCAGAGGUGGCGCCUUCUAUAUCUCGUGAAGAUACGCUCUGCCCUUCUUGUGGGUACAUCGCAGAUGCCCAUAGGUAACGUCCCGGCGGUCCGGUUCCGGGAGAUAUUUACCUUUGAGGCGUGCAGAACUUACUACCGACGCCGCUUUGUGCCGAGAUCUCUUCUCCGGGAUCAACGGCAGCACGGCCGAGAUAUGAGAUAUUUCGGGCGCAGUAGUGACUCUCGGGAAUUGAUCAAUCAAUCACCUCAACUCGCUCGGGACAUCUUGCUCUCCCAAGAGGGUCUAGCAGCAAAAGAAAUCGCGUUUCCCUUCGCUUCCGUCGUCGCCCACUGGCGCACGACUAAGUUCUGGGGAAAGCAUCCAAAUUUCAUUAGCCCGCUAUCUUUCCUCGAGACUCUGGAUCUGCGCCCUGGAUUUGAUGAGACAGGCAUAGAGAGAAGACGCGCACGUCUGGGCUCCGACUCGCAGCUCAAAUUGUACAUUAUGUCGCCCACUUAUAUUUCUGGCAGUAUUUUGCUAAACAUUAGUACCCAGUACAUCAUCAACAUAACCACCCCAAAAAGAUGCAAGUCCCACAGCAAAACAAGCCGGUGGCUUCAAACCAACCGAAUUUCUCACUUCAAGCAAAAUUUGACAUGGCCUCUCAGCCAGAAUCACCAGAACACGAAAUCAGUGCAAAACAAAACAGAACAGAUGCAAAAGAACAGCUCUCAACCGAACGUAUGGACUCUAACCACUGAAGAACUCCCCGAGGUGGGCUCGAACCACCAACCUCCAGAUUAA